AAUAUAGCAUUGACUUGCUGCGCCUCAGUUCACUCUCGCGAGAUCCAACGGGAACUGCAAACGCAAUGUACCGUGAUAUCCGUUGAGGGAGCUGCUAUUAUUCAUUGGACACAAUAAUGGCUACCAUCCAAUUCUGCUGUCGUUUUCUCCGCUCUUCGGCUAACAUUGGAGGGUUACCGAUGUCUCAGUCGUCGUCGUGAAGCUUUAUCUUCCUCAGGUAAGAAAAGUCAAGUCAGAUUACAUUGAGAACGAAUCGUUCUGAAGCAUUUUGUCAUCAGCUGUUUGACAUCGUAACGUCCUUCAUCAUCUGAUUCCGCUAUUUCUGAGGGCUCGAGCUGACACAAAACUACCCCCGAAAAAUGGAUGAUUCAACGAAGUAACGUUUGUUAGUUGAAAUUUUGGCACUGGAAACUCAAGCUUGCAUACUUUACGGUUGUUUAGUAGCGAUACUUAAAUUCGGCAAAGGGAAUUUGGAAGUAGAAGAGUCUGUUUUUAAAUAUAGGACGUUUUCAUAGCGACUCCUAUUUUUUUCCAUCGUAUGCAAACACACUUAAAUCCUGUUUGGACAAAAAUGAUUUUAUCUGAGGUUUAUAAAAGGGUUGAAUGUACAUUGCUAUUGUAUAAGAUUUGACAACUAAAAUCAGCGACAGUGUUAUUAUCCUCAUUUUAAAAUACCUUAAAAUAAUGAAUUUCAAAGUGAGGUUUUGUCAAGCUGUUAUGUUGUCGAGGACAGAACUGUUGUGUGUUUCGUUGUGUAGUUUGGGGUGUUUUCACAGAUUUUUCUUCAUGUUUACAACACUGACACUGCAAAGACAUUAACUACACAAACCAUUUUUCCAAUAUCUUGCAUGACAAUGAACCGUCACUUUCAGUGAAUCCAUUUUUCUAGCAGUCAUGUAAAUUAUGUAAUUGCCAGUCCGUUUACUAUGCAAGUGCACUUAUGCGUUUUUUUUUCCAAGGCUUUCUCAGUGAAACUCUUAAGACAGGGUAUAAUGUUUCACUUUGAGGUCAGCCUGUGGUGUUGAUCAAUGAUGCAGCAGCAGCAGCAGUAGCAGGUGUUAUGUAAUCCAGCCUGUGUGCCGUCAUCCUCUGGAAUAAUCCUGCAGGCAUCUGCUGGUUACCACCAAAGAAUGUCUGUGGUUAUGACAGAGGGAAAGCUUUGUCAUGCCUUCCCACUGAAACCUAUAAUUGUCUCUCAUGUGUUUAAAUCCUUCUUAAAUUGGUUAAAGACCUUUUUUAUCAUGAAAUGUUAUCCAUCAAAUGCAAAAAUAAAAACACCCAUGUGCUGCCGGCAUUAUAUAUUGGUGAUCAGCUGCUGGAAAACCAAUAUUUCAGUCAGCCUCCAGUACUUUUAAAACUGAUCAGGGACGGUUUACGUGAAGUAAUGAUCGCGCUCUUCACUCAGCUGUCAUAAACCACUAGAGAGCAAAAUCAGGUCAAAAGCUAAUGGCAGUAUGAUAAUUUGUUAAAGCAGUAGAGCGGCUGCAUUUAACUCUAUCAAUUUAAUGCAACCUGCAAAAGCUAAGCAUGCAAGUUUACUAAAGCUGCAGAGGAAAAGCUGCUCUGCCAAGACAGCAAAAUCUGGAUUUUAAAAAGGAGAAUAUUUGUAUGAUAGCCCAUAAAGGCCAGAAAUAUAAUGAAGAAGCUGGUUGAAUUAAUCUCUGUGGAAAACCUCAACGGUCGAGAUUCAAUUUUUUUGUUGGACUUUGGAUCGAUUGCAUGUCCAACCAUUUUCAGCACUGAGAUUUAAAACAUGAUGUGUCUGUUCUUAGUUUUAAAACACAUUUAAAGCUCUGACGUCAUUACUAUGUCACCACUGAGUCUCUCUGGAUUAAUUCCUCCACUUUAGAGAUUAAGUUAAAUAAAUGAAAGAAGCCAGAAGGAUCUUUUGGUUAGUCGGUCCUCACAAGGUUAGGCUCUAUUUGUGAAUAAAAAAAGUGUGCAGCUGUGUGAUUCAGGCAAAUACAAGACUUGAAUUGGUAUCAGCAGACACAUGUUUAUUUCUUCAUCAGUGUGUUUGUCAGGGACAAUACAUGAAGACAUCCGAAGUGCAUCUGCUGCUCUGCUUAUAGGACUUACAGCCAUGGCAAAUUCAAAGUAAAAGGCAAAUAAUGCAAACUGUAAAACAAACAUGAAAGCUGAAAAAAACAAACAAGGGUGUCACAAAAAUGUCUACAAACUAACAGCAAAGCAGACAUUGACCAGAAAUUAAAUCAAUUAAAAUGCUUCUUUAAAAAUGAUUUGUCUUCAGGUGUAAAGAAAGAUUUUUUUGAUAUCAAAUGUCUGAAAGUUCAUCUCUCACCUCUGUUCUCUCUAGUUGCUUCCUUGGCCUAGCUGCUUACCCAUAAUGCAUUGCCUUAGAACUUUGUGUGUCUCUGACGGGCCAAUGUAACACCUCCACUGCCACUUCUCCAGCCAGCCCACCUCACAGCCGCACAGCAGGAAGGUAGACCAUCAUCUUUAGUUUUGGACUCUGUGUGUCUCUCACUGAGAACCUUUUCCUCUUUUGUGUCGUUUUGUCUUCAUGACUUGUAACAUGAAACCUCUCUUUGUCUUUUUCAGGUCCUGUCCUGGUUCAUCUCCUUCUCUGUUAAAACCGGGAUCAUGUCAGGCUCAGGAGAGUUACCAGGUGAGAUUUCACUGCUGCAGGGGUCGAGACGGUUCAGUCAAGGACUAAUUUGAUGUUCUGUAAGACACAAGUAUUUACCAGCUGUGUGUUACUCUGGUGGAAGAAACCACUUCUAAAAGAAGGGACAUGAUUUUGAGCCGUGUGUUUCAUUUUGAGAGACUUUUGUGGAGUUUUAAGAAAGAAGCUGAAUUUUUUUGGUUUGUGUUUGGAGUUUUUAAAUGUUUAGGGAAGCUGUAAUUGGAAAAACAUAAACUAGAGAAACCCUAUUACAUAACUGUGAGGUUAAAAAGAAUGAACAGAAACUCUGAUUCUCUGCCUGGUUGAGUCAAGAAAGACCCAGAAAAGUGUCGUUCAACAUGCUGCAUCAUACACACAGUCAAACAGAGGAUUACACAGAUUAUUGUCUCACUGUAGAUAAAUCUGAGUGGAUUAGAGGAUCCAGUAAUCACAAACUCGCCCUGUGUGUCAUCGAGAAUCGAUGGGAAUCGGGACUAAAACUUCGAUUCUUCCGGUAUCGUUCAAAUAUUAAAAUUUCGAUUCCAAGUUUCGAUGCCAGAGUCCGCCGACCGGAAGAAAUAGCCGCCAAAAAUCAACGAAGAAGAAGCCGCUUAACACCAACGAGGACGGAGCGUAUGAGACGAAGCCACACAGAGAGAGGAGAGAGACAGAGAGAGAAAGUACAUUGCAACCCACAGCAAUGCAGCCGCUGUGGGUUACAAUCUCUCUCUGUCUCUCUUAAAUAUUUACUUAAAUAUCCACCUAACGUUAGCCCUUGUACUUUUUCAUAGACAAACGACCUGAAAACAAAAGUUGAUAUUUAUAUACUGGUUGAAAAUAGCUCUGUGAGAAAUUCAUAGUAAAGUUCCUAAAAGUUAAUAGGAUUUAAAAAUUCAUGGAGAAGUUCAGAAAUUUCAUCCAAAAAGAAGAGCCCCGGUUAGCACCCUCAUUCAAACCAUGCUUUUUUUUUUCUUUUUUCUUUUUGAUAUCCUGCCUUUUAAAAGAAUCGAAUUAGAGAAUCGAUAGGAAUCGGAAUCGAAAUGAGGAAUCGAAAUUGGAAUCGGAAUCGUUCAAAAUCAAACGAUACCCAACCCUACCCGUGUGUCAUACAGAAUCCUAAAAGUUCUGUUGGUUUCCUCUGAAAUCUGCGGUUACUGACAGUGAAAGAACCACGACCAAAGAAAUGCUGCAUGAAAUCAGUCAUAUCAUAACAUCCGGGAGGGCGGGACUCGAAGCGGUUUUUGACUGUGUCCGUUUGUCUCUUCAGCGAUCGAGGGGUCUGGGAUGGGCGGGAUGAAGCUCCCCAUCGGGAUGACCCGGCGAGCUCUCAGCUACGACGACAACCUGGAGGCCCCAAUGUCCACGCCCCCUCAUGACAUCAGCAUCAACAACCUGUGGAGACGACCCAUCAUACCUGAGAGGAAGUUUCCCUACCUGGCUGAGGUUAGACAUCACACACACACACACACUCAUACCACUCAGACACACACACACCUGGAUAAUAAUGUCGGUUUUAUUUAUUUCCACCAGGAGGAUGAGAGCGGGGUCGUCAGUAAGCCGGUUGUACCCGAGAGCAAUCCCUCCAAAUCACCGACUGUAGUGAAAGCCAAGGCCUCGUCUGUCAUCAUGAACUCCCUCAUCACCAGUAUGUUACAGAGUAAAUGCUGAAGAUUUCAAACAAAAUAAGUUUAAAGAAUAGAAAGUCAUGCUUCUAUCCUUCCCUCUUUCUCCUCCAGAGCAGACGCAUGAUAGCAUGUACAAGUUUGAGCAGAGGGUGGGGCUUACUGACACCAGCUACACGCCCCACAAAGGCCUCACUGCCGAAGAGACGAGACACCACCACCGCAUUCCUGAGUCGCUCCAGGUAAGACGCCCUAAAUGCACAGACCAGCCUUCAUGUUCACAACCAAGACAAAGCUUAAUUCAAAGAGUCCCUAGCAGAGUGGAGACGACCAAGACAGGUGACAAUAACCAACUGAAAAGAUGUCAAAGACGAGCGAUGAAGCCUUUGUUGCAUUUGGGUUCACCUUGAAUGAAGAGGGAGAGGAGGAGACACCAGUGUGUGUGUAUGUUUGUAUAUAUAUAUGGUUUAAAGCUGACAGCAUAAGACCUGACAAAUCCGAACAGCAUUCAGGAAAGUUAGACCUGGUCCACAAAAGAACUCCUGGAGGUUUUGAACUCUGUGAAUACUGCAGCAGUGAAACAGAAAACACUCCUCGCUUCAUUCAGAGUCCAAAACUGACUGCUGAGAGCAACAAACCAGCCGCUCAGUCCCUCUGAAAAAGUUUCUUUAACUUCCACUCAGGUUUUAUAAAAAUAAAGUGAAAAAGGACGGAUCGAGCGCUCUGACUCUGUGACACAAAGAAGCUCCUUUUGGCAAAAAUAUUUGAUUUAUUUGUCUUUGAUUAUGUAAUUGCAUGUUUGCAGAAAGUGGUUUGUUAAAGUUGCUUUUUCUUACGCUGCUCUUGCAAAUUUUUGAAGUAAUAAUAAACAAUAAAAUGAUAAUUCCUCUAGUUUGGAGACAAAUCAUGUUAUGCAGCAAUCAAUGCAGCAAUUCUUUGAAAUUUCUCCCUUUUUGUGUCUUUUUAAAAAAAAAAACGUUUUUUAUGCACAGUGCAGUAAUCUAAUUCUUAACAGUUUUUAGAGAUAAAGACACGAUUAAAAUGUUUUUAUUUACCUAAUUAAAACAACUAAAGGAGAGGGGAAGAAAUCAAUCUGCUCACAGACUUGUUGGUGUGUCAUUAAAGGGAUAUUCCAGCAUAAGUUUUAGUCGUGGUCAAACACACCAUAACACUGAGUUAGUCGCAUUUUCUUGCAAGAUGAAUUUUGCAGACCACUUGCUUCUCUAGUUACACCAACUUCAGCAACGACCACAUGAUAGCAAUACACAGCGGUCUAUGUCUCCAACUACCGUGUCUGCAGGGCAAGAUAAUUAUUAUAAUGAAAAUGAUUAAACUCUUGCCAGAAUAUCCCUUUCAGUUACAAAUGUUCCAUUUUGGCGAAAAAAUUAAAAAAAAACUUUUCCAAACUUUGUCCUGACCAGAUCUUUUGAAACGGAACUUUUUGUUUUUGUUGUUUAGAAACUGCAGAUCCAGAGUCUGGAGGCCAGAGAGGAGCGGCAAAGCACCUCCUCCCAGUCAACUCCCUCCAACACGCCACACACCUCCCCAAAACAGCUCCGCAGGUACACACACACACACACACACACACACUCUGAGUACUUACUGUCCUGCAGGAUUCACUUUAUCGCAGAACGUGAUUUAGUACUGACCUGGAUGUAAGAUAAACACCAGAAGAUCUGUAACCAGGUCAGGUUUACACUCUGUUUGUUGCUUUAUUGUAGGAGCUGGUUCAGCAGCACAGGAUCAGAGAUCAGCAUAAGCUCCUCUAACAGCAGUAUAGACAUGGGAGGAGGAGGAGGAGGAGGAGGAGACACAGGAGGCCCGGUCGAACGCUGGAGCGUGUUUGGUCCACGGCCACACGUACACAAGUCCACAUCUGACCUGGGAUCAGACUCCACAGCUGCAGGUAAACAGUGUCACCUGACUGAGGGGGCAGCAACAAUCAAUGUUUGUCGUACAUUUAUCACAACAAGAGUGGAAGUUUAGUGGAAGUUUUUGUUUUCAUGUCAAAAGAUAUAAAAGGAUCAACACUGACAGUAUUACGAUCAACUGUGUUUAGUAUUAAAGAUGCACCUUAGAGCCAAAAUCCUCCUGCUGCCUGGAGACCUAUGUGCUAAAAACCCAGGUGACCUCCGCUCUGUUUGUCUUGGUACAAACUGAAACUUGGUUAAAAUUUCUAUGACUAGUUAUAUAAGCGGUUAUGCUCCAGAUUUGGGUUAAUAGGCGAAAAAACAACCUUCAGACCAUCAGCAAACAUGCACCUAACCCCAGAUUUUUGGGGGGGAUAAAAGUCAGAGCUCUGUGUGUGAAGCUGUCCAAUCUGACUGAUGCAGGAAAACAACACUCAGGUUUCGACAUGUGGAGCGCUUCAGUUUGUUUUGAGAACGAGCGAAACCUUUUGAGCAGGAUGACUUUGGGUAGGUCGAGAAAUAUCAAAGCUUGUUUCUUGUAUAAUUUAAGAUCUGAAUGAAUUCUGAGCUCUCAAAAUAAGUUUAUUUUAUUUAGAAAUUGGCAAACCGAGAAUUUGAAUAAUGUGCAAAACACUGGGAAACCACAGAGCAGGAAGUGUUAUUUGAAGUUGAAGUCAUUUUUCAUCAUCAUAAAUUUCACCAAAACUGUGAAGACUCAUUUUAAUUAGAUAUUAAAGUUCAUUCAGAAUGUUUGAAUAAUUUCUGUGAGGGUCCUGCUCUUUCAUGGGAGACUUCUGUGUCGUGUAUCGUGGAGAUUUAAAUCUGGUCAGCAUUUGCUUCUGUUGGCUUUUUGCAUAAUUGCAUAAGCUCAGUGGGGUUUUUUUCUGCUGUUGUGACCAAUGCACUUUAUAUUGCUCUCAACGUGGCAUUAACAGCCAAUCUCAGAGUUUUAAUUUUUGAAACUGACAAUUUAAUUUGGGAGAAGAACGACAAAAAGGAUCGUAUUUAGAUCUUUUAAAUCCUGCUUCUUCAAGCUUGCUCUCUCUAACCACUGUCUGACUAAUGUCUUGAAACUUUUUCUGAAAUGUUUAAAAGAAAAAAUGUGCAAAUAUGCCACUUACUGGAUUACAGAUCUAAUGACGAUCACAUGCAUUAAAAAUAACUGAUUUCAUGUUCAUUCUCAUAGCCGGCUGAAAACUGUGAGCUUUCACCUAGCAGGCCGCUCACCUGCAAGUAUUCACCUUACCACACCAUAGUACCCAAGCCACCUGCUGGGCCAACAGAGGCAUUACAACAAGAUAAACAUGCAUUUGAACACAAUACACAAAAGCAAAUAGAUGCAGACCACAAAGUCAGGCGUCAGCUGAUUCAAAGACCUCAGUGGAUUACCUUUACACUUCCCGCCCUCCCUAAAAACUGCCGUCCAACCUGCUUGUUCUGUACCCAUGAGUCUUUGCUGCUGCUCUCCCCACCAUAGGCUUUGGGGCUCUGAGAUCCAAGUAGCCAAAUAUUGCCUGCAAAUAAAUCUGAUUUUUGGCCGAAGUGGUCUUGAUUGAAAUAUUUGAGCAUAAACUUUUGCAGCCUUUCUCUCCUUUUCUUUGGUUACACAUAUCCCGUGUUUUUUUUAUGUGCCUAUUUAAACUCAAUCAAUCUUUAAUUCUACAGCACUUUUCAUACACGGCAGCUUUACACAGAAAAAGAAAAGGCUUGGUCAAAAUCUUGAGACAAAGUAACAUAAAAUGAAGUGUAAGAAAUAAUGAAUAAAGAUGAAAUAAACACAAACCAAAAAGAUACUGAAAUAAGAGCACCAAAGUAGCUCAAUCAAAGACGAUCCUGACUUUAAAAGUAGAAACAGAUAAAUGCUAAAACACUCAAACAGAAUGAAGUUAAUGAUAGAAAAUGUAGUUAAAAGAUGACUGAGUAUUUGGUUAAUGUUCAAGAAGACUGAUGCUUUAAGACUAAAACUGUCUUUGAGAUGUGAUGACAGCUAAAGUAGAUGGCACGUGUGUGUGUGGUAGAAGAGGUGGUGCGAGAAGUCAAAGGCAGUUACUGUCAUGGUGAGAUAAUAAUAGUUAAAGGACAAGAUGUACUUUGACAGAAUCUUUGAAUGUACCUAAAAAAAGCUUUCCUGUAAGACAUAGUCGACUUUCUUUUGGAGCAAAACGUUCAAAACCCACAGGAAAGACAAACACCGCAGCCACAGCCUGUUCUUUCUCCCUAACCAUAACAUGUAGACUGAAUAAUCUGUUCUCUUCUACAGUCAAACAUUAAACCUCUGAGUCAGUGUCUUUGUGCUCAUACAACAUCCAGUCCACAGCUCAGAUUGAAGCGUAGAAAAGACAGACCAGAUCAAUCGCUCGUCCUUUCUGACGUUGAUCUGUUUAAAUCCUCAAACCAGGUUGUUCUUCACACUAAGAGGCUCUGAUAGGUUUUGUAAAUCUCAUUUUGAAUAAUUCAGACUGGAGGUACAAAAAUAACCACUUCAACUCACAAGCUGAUCGUGUUUUUUUUAACCCUUUUAAUCUCACGCUGUUUCAUUCUGUCUUUACCCAGCAGGCUUUGCGCUCCAGGCCUACCGUGGAAGCCAGAAACCGACCCCUAUGGAAGUAAUGAAGGCGCAGACCACUCAACUGGUCAACACUCCAGCCCAAGCGGUGGCCCCCCCGAAAAUGGAGAUCCCCACAGUGGAGAGCAGGCGGCAGGGAUCGAGACCGCACAAGCUCAAACCCAGAGAUAUGAACAUCCUGACGCCCUCUGGCUUCUAGGAGGACACAUUACAUCCGCAACCCAGACUCCAAAGGUCCCAUGAGAUGAAAACUUACUCUCACAAGCUGCUCCACAAGCUGUCCAGAUUUGAUCGUUUUAUUAUUCCUCAUAAUAACUCUGUAUUUUUCAAAUUUAUUACAAUAUCUGGAACAGCAACAAGAUGUCAGAAAAGCAGCAGGUCAUAAACAAACUCCGAUUUGGCAAACAGUCAAAUGGUAAACCUGCCAAACUGUCUGAAAAUCCUCAAAACUCUCAGCCCGUUUACAUUCUUUCCAAUCAUCUAAUGGGACCUUUGAAAGCAGCUAAAACAUCCAGAUAACAACCCAACACUCAGCCAACCGUCUUUUCCACCUAAACAUUCCAGGACUAAAAUAAAUGAAGCAUUUCAGCAUCUGCUUUCGCUGUUUUAGAGCAUGCACAGCGUUGCGUCGCCGUCAAAUAUUCCUCUGCAAGCUUUCACCGUUUUAAGUGUUUCAUCUGGCAGCAUAAAGACACGGUCAGGUUAUCAAAUUCAGCACGAGUCAACCCCCCUGAGCUCAGAUAAUCUGAGCACGAGUGCCACUGACUGAAGGAAGAGUAUAUUAUGACGUGUGUUUAAAAGGAUCCACUGUUAUUGCACUUUAUUCCCUUUAGAGAGUAGCUCUAUCUUCUAAUCUGGAGUCUGAAAAAACAUCCUCUUCCUCACCAUCUCACCAUAGAGUUUUUUUUUGUCCUCUGAUGGAAAUUUCACUAAGCAGGAGGAGAACAGUCAGUCAAUCCAGUUAUGCAAUGUCGUUUAUAACCAAUGAAGCUAAAAGAACAAAAAGAAACUGAAUUAUGUCUCAGGAAGUUGUUUAAAUUUAGCUCCUGCUCUCUGAAAUGUUCCACUUAUUUGUUUUUUUUAUGUUUUCAUGCCCAGAGUUUUUCCUAGUUUACAUGUUUGCAUCUAAAUUCCAGUUUCUGUUUCUGUUUUGGUGCUCAGAAGCUGCUGGUGCGCACGCUUGAUGCAUCCUGCAGAAACCUUUGACCACUUAGAGGCAGUUUGCAUGUAUUUGUUUUUGCAAAAAAGCAAAGUGAAGGAUUUUAACUCUUUUUGAUUAUGACUGAAAUAUUGGACACAAAUUUAAAAACUAGCCCCAGAAUUUGCUGGAAAAAACGCCCCUGAAGUGCCUGCAUCCUGCCUUUGAAUGGCUCUUUUUUGUUACAGGGUUUCUGCAUGAUAAAGUGUGAAACAUCAGAGAGCUGAUGAAUGAACUGUAGUGCCGUGCUUUCUGUUAUUGAUAUUACUUUUAUUGCACUUUUAUGUUAUGAAGUAGCGCCAUGUUUGCAGCAUUGAUUCCAUGCCUAACAUGACACAACAAAUGGAGGCAUUUAUGUUUAAUGCAGUAACAACAUUCCCGAUCGUAAUCAUCCGUAUCUCAGCCGUGGUGUACAUUAGGUGUUGUCAGUUCUCUGUACAACUUGUGCGGACACAGGAGAAAACACACUCUGCUGUUAGUCUGAAAUAGAACAUGAAUAUGACUGUUUUUGCUGUUCCGUUCCACCGUUCGCUCACAAGUGCUCUGUGUUUAAAGUGUGACACUGUCCCUUUAAAUCUCCCUCAUGUCAGUAUCACACCUGAACCUCCUCUGUAUAGUCGUGUGAAUCUGUAGGACUGAAUGACUGAAUUAUACUCAUGUUUUAUCAUGUAAAUGUUUUGUUUUUGUUUGUACAGUUUUUUCUUUACCAGGUAGAUUGAGAAUAAAUGUUACAUUCUCGUCACAGUAACAAGACUCGCUGCUUUAUUUUACUCUGUAAGAAAAGUGUCUAAUUCAUCAGCAGAGAUUUCAACAGUCAAAUGCCAGGUCAUCUGCAGCACUGUAUUGCUACCUCUAGGUGGCAUCAGCUCACCAUGCAGUGUAACAGUCCUGCUUUCAUAUCGGUUCAGACGUGUUUAUGAUAACAGACAAAAUCAGUCCUUCAGAUUCUGGAUGAUCAUAUUUAAAGGACUUCUGCAAUUACACUCUAGCUGCGACUGACAUGAAG
This is a messenger RNA of Xyrichtys novacula (pearly razorfish), 10928 nucleotides long. The record is from the annotation of a GenBank genome assembly. NCBI's taxonomy places the organism in Eukaryota, Metazoa, Chordata, Actinopteri, Labriformes, Labridae.